Messenger RNA from Paramormyrops kingsleyae, 4028 nucleotides. RefSeq names its product ankyrin repeat and MYND domain containing 1 (gene ankmy1). The record is from RefSeq and is a predicted model, not a curated record. Gene Ontology annotation, molecular function: protein binding. NCBI's taxonomy places the organism in Eukaryota, Metazoa, Chordata, Actinopteri, Osteoglossiformes, Mormyridae.
GUGACGAGGCAGCACAUCCACAGCAGAACAGUUAGAGCUGAGUUAUUCGCCGUCUUUUUAUCCAUUUUUAUAAGAAAGGAUUGACGUUAAGUUACAUUGUUUCUGUUGUAAAAUACGUUGAUGUAUGUUAAAUAAUUGCAUGCACUGACUUGGUUUAUUAGUAGCCUAUAUUUUUAUCGAUUGCUACCUAGUUUGUUCCUGAGCGGUUUGUUUUGUAAGAAAAUCUGUUUAUUGCCACAUUGUAUUUAUUCGACAAAGCGUUAGCAAAAUACAAAGUAACAAGUAGGCUUAUAUAUACGUUUUCACGCUAAACGAACGUGUGUUUUAACGGGAAGCGGCUCUAUUUGGAAUUGUUUGCGUUCAAUCUACCAACAUUUAGUUUGGAGGAACAUCAGCAAAGACCGCUGACAGCCAUUUACAAACUUUACUGGCGGAUUUGACGUGUUUGUAAGAUUAUCGCAUUUGUUUUCGACCUCGUAGAUUCAGGAUAAGUAAGAAUAGGCAGUAAAUAAUAAAGCACGCCCCCAGCAACAACCCCCCGUCGGGAGCGCGCGUCAGAGUCCGCGUCCUGAGUUACCGACGCACCAAACUUUGCCCGGCGAAUCUGGAGCUCCUGGCACCUCCGAAUUUCAGCUGAGUCUCAUUCGCUUGCUCUUGGUUCGUCACUCCCAUCACGCUUUUGCCGUGUUUUGUCGGCGCUUGGGACUGUCCCAUCCGACGUGUCGCUUCUUAUGGUCCGAAAGCCAGUUCAGGAUGCCAGAGUCGGCGGGGGGAUCCGCCGGCCAGACGGAGCCUGCAGGACGGGAAGACGGCAGAGGGGUUCAGGUGUGGCCGGACGGCUGCAGGUCUACGAGGGCUCGUUCUACAGGGACUGCCGGCAUGGGGAAGGCGUGUUCUCCUGGCCGGGGGGGUCCAAGUUCGUAGGGAAGUUCUACCUGAACCAGAGGGAAGGCUAUGGCAUCCAGGAAUUCCCAGACGGCACCGUAUUCCAGGGCCUGUAUCACAGCGGCCAGCGGUUCGGCCCGGGUGUGACCACCUACCCAGAUGGCCGGCAGGAUGUGGGGCUGUGGCACCGAGACAGGCUGCUCAGGCUUUGCCGGCACCUGCCAUGCGGAGUCACGCUGAGUGACUUUCCAGAGCAUGUGGCUCUGCUCGGAGGGGGGGUGGCUGCCCUGGACGGGGCAGUGCCCAGGCAGGGGGGCAGAGAGCUCCCCUGUGCAGACCCCGCCCUCCCAUCCGGCCAGAUGCUGGGGGACGCUCGCUUUGUCUUGCCCCCCGGGCUGCUGGGAUACUCUGUGGACUCGGACCACCUGCCCCUGGUGAGGUGCCUGCGUGCCGAGCUGGACCGCCUCUUCUUCGGGGGGCGGGGCGGGGAGCUGGAUGAUGACCUCAACCUGCCGCUCGAGUUGAGGAUUCAGGAGCACGUGCACAGACACAGGUUCGAAGCGGUGGCCCUAGACUGGGAUGUGGCCGCUGUCCUGGCAGGGACCCGGGAGCAAUUCAGCACCAAGGGGCCCCGGGAGGAGAGUGCGGAACGUUUCAUUCUGGGGGCGGCGCAGGGGGACUGGCAGAGCGUUUCUGGGGCCCUGCGGGCCGCGGUGCACCCCGACGUGGCUGACGCCCGCGGUCACACGGCCAUCCUCGCCGCCGCGGUGAAUUGCCACCGUGAUGUCGUCCAUGUGCUGCUGGACAGCGGCGCGGACGUGAACAAGCUGAGCGACGAGGGCGUGUCAGCCCUGGCAGCGUGCCUCCUGCUUUACUACCCCGCCCACACGCUGACUGAGACCCUAGCCGAGCGCCCCCCCAACAGGGGAUCCUCUCCGGCACUGAUGGAGGAUUUCCCAGACAGUGACGGUUCCUCCUUCACGUUUGAGGGAAAAGUCAUGGGGGCUGCCACUAUUAGUCAAUCAGAACCUGAGAAAUGUGUCCUAACCACUGGGGGCAGCAGCGAGAUCGAUCACACUGGCGAAAUGGACCAUACAAUGGACUUUGGAGGCACUGGUAGAUAUGAGAUCGAUCAUGUUGUCACUACCAAGGCUGGCUGCAUUGUCGACCAUGAUAAUGCAGUCGACCCUGGCAGCGAGAUCGACCGUAAUAAUGAGGUCAACUUUGACAGCAGCAUUGACCACGAUAAUGUAGUCAGCCCUGGUAGCAUGAUUGACAGUGAUAAUGAGGUUGACCCUGGCAGAGAUAUCAACAGUGACCAGGUCGACCAUGAUAUUUGGGCAGACUGCAGUGGCAAUAUUCACCUCCGUGAUGUCACUGAGGCCAGUGGUGAGGUCACCCUCCACGAGCAGGUGAACCUGAAGCACGGUCCCACACCGGCGGCCCCGUGCAGGUCCCAUGGGCAGCUGGGCCGCUCCAUCCGGGUGCUGGAUGGCUGCGUCUCCGUGGGGUCCGUACCCUGGACCCGUGCCACUGGGACAGAGGGGGAGAGCGAGACCGAUGACGACGCUUUCGAGUCCGUGUGGUCCCUGGCCAGCUUCCACGUCCACGUGACGGAGGAGGCCUUCCAGAAGGCCGCGGAGGAGCUGAGCCAUGCUGACCUGGGCAAUGCCGAGGAGACUGUGUGGAGGAUGGCCCACAUGAAGAUGGAACACAGGGAACUGUGGGCCACCAUCGAGCUGCUCCUGGCCAGGGGGGCUGACCCCAAUGCCUGCAGGGUCCCUGUGCCCGCCCUGUUCCUGGCCAUCAAAGCUGGCCACGUGCAGGGUGUGCGGCGCCUCCUGGAGGGCGGGGCCCGCACUGACAUCCCGUUGCCGCCUGAGCGCAAAGGCCUGUACCCCCUGCACGUGGCGGCCGGCCUGCCGGGCCCUGAGGGGCCCCAGAUCAUGGCGCUGCUGCUUGCCACUGCUGCUGACCCCGAUGUUAGGGCCCAGGAUGGCGAUGAGGUCUUCGAGCUGGACGGUGUGGCUGGGCGACCGGGCUCCUCCCCCGCUAUCGUUGCCCCUCAGAGUGCCGCCGGGUCGCACUCUGGAUCCAGAAGCACCACGGCCAGAUCCUCUGGACCCUGCAUCCUGCUCAGGGAACCCCCCGAGGAAGGGGGGAGGACAGCACUGCACAUAGCUUGCCAGAGGGACACAGAUCAUGCUCACGCGCGAGACGUGGUCCGCAUCCUGCUUGCGCACGGGGCCAACACUGACCACCUGUGGAGUGGCCACUCUCCCCUCUCAUUGGCCAUCGCCAGCGGCAAUGACCUGGCUGUGGACGAGUUGCUCUCCGGGGGCGCGGACCCCAACCUACCUCUGGCCCGACGCUUGGGCAGCGCCUUGUGUGCCGUCGCCAACAUCGUCUACGACUCAGGGCAGCCACGGCGGCAUAAAAGUGGGCUGCUGGAGAAGCUGGUCAGGGCCGGAGCGGACAUCUUGAUGCCCGUGGAGGUGAACAUGGGCAGGAGCAGCGCCAUGGGCACGGCUGUGGAUUACGCCCACUACUCCUGCCAGCAGGACAGACGUCUCACUUGCACGCCGUACCAUGCCCUGACCCCCUCCGAGCGCAAGCUGUACAACUCGCGUUGCCACCUGCUAGACCAGAUGGGUGACGUGAUGAGGCAGACCGCAGUGCGGAUGGAGCGCCGGCGGCUGGAGGAGGAGCAGAGGCAGGGUGUCUGCAGUGUCAGUCCAGUGCAGAAGUUUCUGUAUAUCGGAGCAGGGGCCAAACCUUCCCAAGUGUCCCAAGGAGAAGUCGUUCCAGCGGGGAGCCCUAUACUGAGGAGCAGAGCCCAGACAAAGACCUACAUCAGGAAGCCCUUAUUCAGCUAUUGCUAUCAGUGUGGCCGCUCCGUGGGCGUGACCCUGAAGGCCUGCACCCGCUGCCAGGAGGUCAGUUACUGCAGCGAGGCGUGCAAGGUGAAGUCCUGGAGCAACAGGCACCGGGAGGAGUGCAUCCGCCUCACGGGUUGGGUGAAAAACAGGAACAGCACACGGGACAAAUCGAGAACCGCCCCCGCUGUUCUGGGGAAGAAGUCACCAUCCGAUCCCCCGCGAUCGCUGCCGCUCACUGCUAACUACAGCUUCAUCUGAGACUCG